UACAUCAUGAGUCUACUUUAGUGGUUUCCGAUGAAUCUGGUGUUCUUCUCAUAAUAUAAAAAACUGACGCACCUACUGCUGUAAAGUGGUUUGCUGUACACAGAGAUUAACAUAUACAUUUCAUAACAGUGAAGAAAAGUAUACAACUGAAACAAGAAAUACCUGGCUUUGGAAGGAGCCGGUCAGGAGGUUGGGCGAUCGUGUAUUAUGUUGGAGUUUAAAGGAAAAAAGAUUAUGCUCGACUGUGGUAUUCACCCGGGAUUGUCUGGAAUGGAUGCUUUACCAUUUGUGGAUCUUGUUGAAGCAGAUGAGAUAGAUUUGUUGCUUAUAUCACAUUUUCAUCUUGACCACUGUGGUGCUUUGCCCUGGUUCCUACAGAAAACAAGUUUCAAGGGACGUUGUUUCAUGACUCAUGCAACGAAGGCUAUUUAUCGGUGGCUUCUGUCAGAUUACAUCAAAGUCAGCAACAUAGCGACAGAGCAGAUGCUAUACAUGGAGGCUGAUCUUGAAAGUAGCAUGGAUAAGAUUGAGACUAUAAACUUCCAUGAAGAGAAGGAUGUGUUUGGGAUCAAGUUUUGGGCAUACAAUGCCGGACAUGUCCUGGGAGCUGCCAUGUUCAUGAUUGAAAUUGCAGGAGUUAAGAUUUUAUACACUGGUGACUUCUCUCGGCAAGAGGAUAGACAUCUGAUGGCAGCUGAAAUACCAAAUGUUCAUCCAGAUGUCUUGAUCACGGAAUCUACAUAUGGAACUCACAUUCAUGAAAAGCGCGAAGAGCGUGAAAGCCGGUUUACUGCCCUGGUCCACGACAUUGUGAACCGUGGGGGAAGGUGCUUGAUCCCAGUUUUUGCACUGGGGAGGGCACAGGAGUUGCUGCUAAUACUGGAUGAGUAUUGGAGUCAGCAUCCAGAACUGCAUGACAUUCCAAUCUAUUAUGCAUCUUCUCUGGCAAAGAAGUGCAUGGCUGUGUAUCAGACCUAUGUGAAUGCUAUGAAUGAUAAGAUUCGACGACAGAUUGCAAUCAAUAAUCCAUUUGUGUUCAGGCACAUUUCUAACCUGAAGGGUAUUGACCACUUUGAGGACAUAGGGCCAUGUGUGGUGAUGGCAUCACCUGGCAUGAUGCAGAGUGGGCUGUCACGAGAGCUGUUUGAGUCCUGGUGCACAGAUUCAAAGAAUGGUGUGAUUAUUGCUGGUUACUGUGUGGAAGGCACACUGGCCAAGACGAUCCUGUCUGAGCCUGAAGAAAUCACUACAAUGUCUGGGCAAAAGCUGCCUCUCAAAAUGUCUGUGGACUAUAUUUCAUUCUCAGCUCAUACUGACUAUCAGCAGACCAGUGAAUUCAUUAGAAUCCUGAAGCCUCCACACGUGGUACUGGUGCAUGGGGAACAGAAUGAAAUGAAUCGCUUGAAGGCUGCCCUCCAGCGAGAGUAUGAAGAUGAUCCCAACACCAAGAUGGAGCUGCACAACCCACGCAACACAGUUGCUGUGGAGCUCUACUUCAGAGGAGAGAAGACUGCCAAGGUGAUGGGGACACUGGCCAUGGAGAAACCGAGGCCAGGACACAAAUUAUCUGGAAUUUUGGUCAAGAGGAACUUCAAUUAUCACAUGCUGGCUGCAUGUGAUCUCUCUAAGUACACAGACAUGAGCAUGAGUCAGGUGAUGCAGCGGCAGAGUAUCCACUACUCUGGAGCCGUGCCGGUGCUGCGACAUCUGCUGGCGCAAGUUGCUGGCAAUGUAGAAGUGUUGGAGGAGAAGAAGUUGCGAAUCUUUCAGAAUGUAGACCUCACACUGGACAACAACAUCGUCACACUGGAGUGGAUAGCAACCCCUGUGAAUGACAUGUAUGCUGAUGCUGUACUUGCUGCUGUGAUGCAGGCAGAGAUGCUGGAUUCAACACCCUCAUUCUUCCCAGUUCAAGCUAAGAUGGAUCGCAUGCAUUUCAAGGAAUGUCUGAUAGAAAUGCUGCAGGAAAUGUUUGGUGAAGAUUCUGUUCCUAAGAUAUUUAAGGGUGAGAAGUUGUAUGUCACUGUGGAUGGGAAGAAAGCAAACAUUGACCUCCUGAAUUUGGAGGUUUGCUGUGAGGAGGAUGAGGCAUUCCAGCAGAUUGUACAGACAGCUGUAACCAAACUAUACCAUUCCCUUGCUCCUCCUCGAACAGAAUGAAGCCAUGUUUACCAAAAGGAAUUCUGCAACUAUUUAUUUUGCUAAAUUUCAUUAUAAGCAUAAGAACCAGUUCAACACCAACUGAAUUUAUAGAUUUUUUGUUUCAUUAUCGCAUUAAGACUGUGAAUACACAAUUGUACAAGUGCAGCCAUUAUUUGCACACCUAUGUGUUUUAAUUAAAUAUUGAAUGAGAACUGUGUUUACAUUA
This is a messenger RNA of Zootermopsis nevadensis, 2368 nucleotides long. The record is from RefSeq and is a predicted model, not a curated record. NCBI's taxonomy places the organism in Eukaryota, Metazoa, Arthropoda, Insecta, Blattodea, Termopsidae.